CAUAUGAAAGCAUCAUUUAAAUUUUAACACGCCAAGGUGUUUGUGAAUGGAAUAUGCUUCUUGUACUAGCUGUUUCUAUAUAUAUAUAAUGACCAAUUAGCCACAGUUACCCCACAAAACAUUCAAUCUCUUCUUGUCUAUAGAAAACUCAAUAAUGGGGAACCUAUCUUCUUCUUCUAACCAAAAAAAGUCUCUUCCCAUUGACACCACAUUCAAGCUUCCAUCUAACAUACCAACUUGGCCACAAGGUGGUGGAUUUGGUAGUGGAAUCAUUGAUCUAGGAGGUCUAAAAGUGUCACAAAUCUCAACAUUCAACAAAAUUUGGACAACCUUAGAAGGUGGACAAGAAGAUUUAGGAGCAACUUUCUUUGAGCCAACACAAAUACCUCAAGGGUUCUUCUCAUUAGGACACUAUAGUCAACCUAACAACAAACCUCUCUUUGGUUGGGUUUUAGUUGCAAAAGAUGAGUCCAAUGGAGCAUUGAAAAGUCCAAUUGAUUACACACUUGUUUGGAGUAGCAAGUCACAAAAAAUCAAACAAGACAAAGAUGGUUACAUUUGGUUACCAAUAGCACCUAAUGGCUAUAGCCCUUUAGGCCAUAUUGUCACAACCACACCUGAAAAGCCUUCACUCGAUAGAAUCCAAUGUGUUAGGUCAGAUCUCACCGACCAAUGUGAAAUUAACUCAUGGAUUUGGGGAAAAGAUAAGAAAAUUGAUGAAAAAGGUUUCAAUGUUCAUUGUGUUAGACCAAGCAAUAGAGGCACACAAGCUCCUAGUGUUCUUGUGGGAACAUUCUUAGCACAUGUUGGUGAAGUUACAAAUAGCCCUUUACCAAUUUCUUGUUUGAAAAAUUCAAACUUUAUGAGUUUUUCAUCAAUGCCUAAUUUACCCCAAGUUAAGGCACUAGCACAAGGCUAUUCACCUAUCAUGUACUUGCAUCCAAAUGAAAAGUUUCAACCUUGUUCAAUUAAAUGGUAUUUCACAAAUGGAGCAUUGCUUUAUAAGAAAGAAGAAGAAGCAAAUCCAAUUGAAAUAGACCCAUUAGGCUCAAAUCUUCCUCAAGGUGGAAGCAAUGAUGGUUCUUAUUGGAUUGAUCUACCAAAAGAUAAAGCUAAUAGAGAAAGAGUCAAAAAAGGUGAUUACAAAAAUUUUCAAGCUUAUAUUCAUGUAAAACCAAUGUUUGGUGGUACAUUUACUGAUUUAGCCUUUUGGGUUUUCUACCCUUUUAAUGGGCCAGGGACAUUAAAAGUUGGGCUUAUAGAUAACAUUUCACUAGGUAAAAUAGGUGAACAUAUUGGUGAUUGGGAACAUGUUACUUUAAGGAUAAGUAACUUUAAUGGAGAGUUAAGAAGUGUUUAUUUUUCUCAACAUAGUAAUGGCCAAUGGGUUGAUGCUUCAGAAGUUGAGUUUCAAAGUGGGAAUAAAUCAGUGGCUUACUCUUCAUUGAAUGGUCAUGCUAUUUAUUCAAAAGCUGGACUUGUUCUUCAAGGUGUUAGUGAGAUUGGGAUAAAGAAUGAGACUAAGAAGAGUGAAAUGGUUGUUGAUUUUGGAGAUGGUUUUGAGAUUGUAUCAGGGGACUAUUUGGGGGAUGAAGUUGUUGAGCCUAGUUGGUUGAAUUUUUUUAGGCAAUGGGGUCCUAAAAUUACUUAUGAUUUAGGUGAAGAGUUGAAAAAGUUGGAUAAGAUUGUUCCUGGUUUGAAAUUGCCCAAUGAGCUGUUGGGUGAGGAAGGGCCCACUGGGCCAAAGCUCAAGAGAAAUUGGAUCGGGGACGAAGUUUGAAAUGAUUGAUCGGUUUAUAUAUAUUUGGUUUUAAAUUGCAGUUACAGUUGCAUGAUCAAAAAUCACAAAUCACUGAUAAAUGUGACUGCAAUUAUGGUUGCGGACAAAAGUUUGUAAAAUAUUUAUUAGACUCUCAUUGUUGUUGGAUAAAAAUAUUUGAAACAUGGUGUGUGAUGAAGCAUUAUUGGGACGAAUAAAUUUAAAAAAAGACUUAGGGUUGUUGUGUGUAUUUAAUAUUAUUUGUUAUGGACAUUAUUGAUGUUAUUUUUGUGAUUGAUAUUGAAACAAGUGUUAAUACUAUAAUGAUGUUGACAAA
Lathyrus oleraceus (garden pea) is the source of this 2096-nucleotide messenger RNA. RefSeq lists its product as hypothetical. The transcript has 2 exons. The coding region runs from base 155 to 1780 and encodes 541 amino acids. Lineage: Eukaryota; Viridiplantae; Streptophyta; Magnoliopsida; Fabales; Fabaceae. The record is from RefSeq and is a predicted model, not a curated record.